AUGCCCCUGGAAGGACCGGCGCCCAGCGCGGUCCCCACCGGCACCUCGAAGCGCGACGUGAAGAAGAUGAUCUCAUCCUCGGCCGUCCUAUCGGCAGGAGUGGUCCUUCUCCUCAUCGUGGUUCUCACCAACAUCUUCAGCGGCAUGCGCUUCGACAUGCCCAGGAAGGGGUUGCCCUUCUUCUUGGGCGCUUCGGGAGCGAAGCCGGACACAUGCCUGGCCCUCGUCGUAGUCUGUGCGCUCAUUUAA
Symbiodinium natans is the source of this 249-nucleotide messenger RNA. The record is from the annotation of a GenBank genome assembly. Lineage: Eukaryota; Dinophyceae; Suessiales; Symbiodiniaceae.